Magallana angulata is the source of this 928-nucleotide messenger RNA. Its product is annotated as calmodulin-beta-like. The coding region runs from base 333 to 788 and encodes 151 amino acids. The record is from RefSeq and is a predicted model, not a curated record. Gene Ontology annotation, cellular component: myosin II complex. The transcript has 4 exons. Gene Ontology annotation, molecular function: calcium ion binding. Lineage: Eukaryota; Metazoa; Mollusca; Bivalvia; Ostreida; Ostreidae.
AGUAUUGCUGUCACAAACAUUUACUCAUAAAAAAGCAGGUACGUGGUUUUUUCUUCAACAUGUAAAUGCAAAAUAUCGAUAAUCUAAUCUUUAUAGGCUUUGUAUGAUUUUUGCUAGGUAUAUUUGCCAAGUUGGUCAAUUUAGUGACUCUAAAGAGUCUUUGAUUUGUUAUUGUUACAUUAACAUUGUAUGUGAAAAAAGAAAAGAAAAAAAUACAGUUUUGUAGCAUAAUGUGAUUCACUUUUUUGGGAGGGGGGUCAUUGCAUAAUCCCGCUUUAACAUUUUUUUUCUACCAAAGCAAUACCAAAUUUAUCAACAAAAUAGCCCCAAACAUGUCAACAAUUUCAAAGAAGGAAAAAGAAGCAUUAGAAAUAAAAGAGUCCUUUGAUUUCAUUGACGAGGACAAGGAUGGUUUGAUACAAGUGGAGGACAUUGUUCGUGGGAUACAUAUCCUGGGUUUAAAGCCCACUAGCAAGGAGGUCGAUAAGAUAAUUGCGGACCUAAAUGCCUUAGAAAAGCAAUCUAUGGACUUUAGCACUUAUGAUCAGUUCAUGAAAAAGAAACUUAAAGAGGUGAACUAUGAACAUAAUCUGUUUAAGAAGUCAUUCAAGAAAUUUGAUAAGGACGGCGAUGGCUUCGUCACUUUUGAGGAGCUGAAGAGUGGCCUCAAAGGUAUGGGAACCCGUAUGUCUGAUGGAGAGGUUCAACGUUAUUUUGAAGAAGCUGAUAUCGAUAAAGAUGGCAAGAUAGACUAUGACGAAUUUGUGAAAUGGUUUUCAAAUAUGUAGAUUCAACUGACAAGACUAUAAAUCAUAAUAAUCAUUAUUCAUUGUUUUCAAGAAUAUGUAUAGCUUUCUAAAUAUAAAUAAUAUAUAAAUUUUUUCUAUGUGUAUAUUAUCAGUAAACUUUGUAAUGAUGCACAAUGUUA